AUGGAAAUUGCAAUACGGAGCUCGAACUCGAGAGUCGAGACCUUUCGCUCUCUUCUAUCCCUCUCUAAAAUUUUCUACUACGAGAAACAGAGAGAAUGGGCGCCUUUGCCGUCCACGAGCCUCCGUCGCUGCUGUCUGCGAGCUGCAGCUGGUUGCUGCUGCCGAGAGAGGCUGCUGCAGCUCGGAUUCUGGGCAGCCGCUUUUGAGAAUCUGAGGAACUGGUCUGAGGCAACCUCUUUCUGCAUUUGGACCGGCAUCACUUGUGGCAAGAAGCAUACAGACAGAGUAGCAGCCAUCAAUCUUUCAAAUAUGGGUUUGGAGGGGAACAUCGCAAAGGAAAUCGGCAACCUCUCAUUUCUAAGAUACAUUGACAUCAGCAACAACAGCAUCAACGGCCUAAUUCCCGGUGAGAUUGGGAACUUGAGACGUCUUCGUGUACUGAGAAUGGCGUUCAAUCAACUCAGUGGGGGCAUUCCCCCGAGCCUUGGAUCAUUGAGGAAGCUGCAGGGUGUGAACCAGACUUUCGAUUUAGGGGGGUCCAAAAAAUUUUUAACGUAA
Molecule: messenger RNA, 558 nt
Organism: Salvia miltiorrhiza (redroot sage)
Lineage: Eukaryota; Viridiplantae; Streptophyta; Magnoliopsida; Lamiales; Lamiaceae
Product: LRR receptor-like serine/threonine-protein kinase EFR
Exons: 3
Coding region: 1-558 (185 amino acids)
Molecular function (GO): protein binding
Source: RefSeq, a predicted model, not a curated record